This is a messenger RNA of Aphis gossypii (cotton aphid), 921 nucleotides long. RefSeq names its product proteasome subunit alpha type-7-like. The record is from RefSeq and is a predicted model, not a curated record. Lineage: Eukaryota; Metazoa; Arthropoda; Insecta; Hemiptera; Aphididae. The coding region runs from base 109 to 738 and encodes 209 amino acids. The transcript is spliced from 6 exons. Gene Ontology annotation, cellular component: proteasome core complex, alpha-subunit complex; nucleus; proteasome core complex.
AUUAAUUUGAUAUAAAAAUUGUUACGUUGUUUUUUAUACAUUCCUAACUUUACGUUUGUGAUUAUCGUAAAAUUUAAAAUAGUAAAAAAAACUAUACAAAAACACAUCAUGGCCGGAAACCUCUUAGUUGGUAUAAUUGGAAAUAAUUGUGUUGUUAUUGCUGCCGAAAAAUUUUAUGAAAAUCAAAAUACUAUUUGUUCACUGGAUGGUAAAAUCACUGUCGCUUGGUCAGGAUAUUCAGCCGAUUCAAUGAUGAUUGUUGACAAAGCUAAGAUGUAUACUAACACUGUACACGGGUUGAAUUCACCAGCUAAUCGUGUCGCAGAAUUUUUAAUUGAUCCUGAAAUCAGAGUUCUCAAUAAUCUACCAACUUUGCCAUAUACUGAAUCUUUUAUGGUUGCAUCUAGUGAUAAUAAUGGACAAAAUUUAUAUGUUACAGACACAUAUGGUACCAUAUCACAUGUUCUUGCUAGUGCUGUAGGAAGAAAAAGUGAUCUGAUAACAAAUGUUUUGGUUGAAAAUUAUUCAACUGCUAAUAAAAGUAUUUUAGGAACCAUAGAGUUUGCAUUGAAGACACUGUGCGUAAUCAGUGAACCAGAUGCUAAACUUAUUGAUGUUUCAGUUACAGCGUUUAAUAGACCAUUUGAAAUUGUCGAUAGUAGCAUAGUCAAUCAAUUUUUAUCAAAAAUUGAAUUCUCGAGAAUAGUUAAUGAUGCAGUAAAAAUUGAUGAUGUAUAAUUUCUUUAUAAUUUUUUUUUCAAAAAUAUAUUUGAGUUGUAAAAUGUAUAAUGUUAUGAUGAUUCAUUUUAUUUUUUUAUUUUAAUUUGUUAAAUAUUGUAUUCAAAAAGAAAUUUGAUUAAAUAUUUUUUUUUAUAUAAUCUUGUACCAAAAGAAUUCUGAAAUAAAUUACUUUGUUUUAAU